UGACAAUAAAUUAAUUUAGAUAGGACAUUCUCAUGAUUCUGUUAAAAAUAACUACCGGAAGACUUGGUAAAACAUAGACUCCAAUUUUUUAAAAGAUAAAUGAAUAACAAAAACCUCAUACUUGGAAUUUAAUUUAAUCACCCCUAUAAUUAAACAGGACUCGUGGCACAUGUCUCUAUUUUCCAUCAUAAUGCGAUGCGCGAUGUCCGACCACUAAAGCAUUUGUUUGACUCUGAUUUUCUUUAAAAAAUCAUAAAAGAAAAAUCCAGAUAGAAAUGGUUGUUGAAAUCGGUCGUUCAUGUAAGCGUUUGUAUGAUUCAGAGUGCAAGUUUAAGAAGAGCGAAUAGCGCAUCACCGUAUAAAACGGAUACGAUACGAUCAUAGUUUGUAAAUCCCAACUCGCUAAGAUUUUCGAGUGUCCACUAUUUUUACUCGCUAUUUUUCAAAUGUACUCGCAUUUUGCGAGUAUUUCUCGCUAAUUUCGAGCCCUGAUACAUGUAUUUCAAUCUUAGCUCUUUGAAGUGCGUGUAAAUGUUAACAUCAUUAUAAUUCAUUUACUAAAUGCAAAUGGUUAAUCCAAUGACAGAAUGUGUUUAAUACACCACCCAUCAAUAAAGUAAGCAUAUUGGUUACUUAUGUAAAGAUAGGAGAUAUGUGAUUCAGUUAUCCAGACGAUUUUGCUGGGAACCAAAGUGUCCGGAUUAACGAGGCUCCACUGUAUAUAACAAUCAUCAAUCCAUCAGAAACUUGUAAAACGAAAUCAGUACAUGCAUACCCUGUAUUGAUAUAAUUUGAAAUGCAUGUGUGUACGUUUAAUAGGGCUAUGAAUAAUUAAUGGGUUCAUGUAUAUUCAUGAGCCAAGUAUGACGGUCAGAUGGGUUUGACUUCCAAGCUAGAUAGCCCGGGCAUUUCGUAGAGCAACUGUCUAGAGAUUCAGGGAUGCAGGUUUGGUCUGUUGCAUUUUUCCCUUCUUGUUACAUUUGUUACCCUGACUGUUACCAGUCCCGGGAACUGACAGGUGAGAAUGCCUGUCAGAGAAUAAAGAUCCUGGGUUGAUGUCUAAAAUUCAAGCCGGUGGCGAGAUAGCUCAAUUUGGUAGAGCACACCUGACUAGACAUUCAGGGGUCUAACUCCUAGUAUGUUAGAUGGAACACAAAAGAAUGGACUAAAAAUGUUUGAAAAUAUUGAAAUCCAUGCUGAGGAGUUUGAAUCCAAAGAAAAAUGCCAAAAGACGAGGAAAAAAAUAAAAGCCGAUUCAAAAGACAAACUAACUUUUCCUCCCUGCAAAGUCUGCUCUGGAAUUGCUACAGGAAUUCAUUAUGGGAUCUACACAUGUGAACCAUGCAAGGCCUUCUUUAGAAGAGCUGUAACAGAUAAAAAUAAGUAUGCUUGUCUGAAGGACAACAACUGUUCUAUAACUGCACAAAAGAGAGGAAAUUGCUCGGCAUGUCGACUCCAAAAAUGCUUUGACCUGGGAAUGUCAAAGGGUGCGGUCAGACAGGGACGUUACACAAUUGAGCUGAGGACAAACACUAUUUUAGAAGUUAAGAGACUAGCCAAUAAGACAGCAAUAGAGGUAUCUAUUGACAACUGCAAAGAUAAAUCAAACAGGGAAACUUCUUCUGACUCUUCUACCAACUGUGGGUCAUGUGACAGUGAAACAAGCCAAUCAGACUCUGUGAAUUCAGUGUGCAACCAAUCACAUUCUGUCAGUGAAGAGACAGACUGUGCAGAAUUGGUUGAUUUGUCUCUGUCGCCCACCUCAUCUGAAUGCAUUAGGAACUCACCAGACUGUAAUCUCCCUCCAAAGAAGAAAGUUCGGCUCAGAGACUCGAUGGGUAUUGUUGAGAAAUGUAUGGUGACCCACGUGUCAUCAGAGAGAGUAGCCCAGGUCAGCUGUGACUCGACAAUAGAGUCUGAGACUGUGACUCUUUCAGAAAGACAAAUUCAGUGCUUUAUACAGACAUUAGUGAAAGCUCACGAUACAAUUUAUCCUAGCUUUAAGAAAUACUUUGAAAAGGAACAUCAAGAGUACCUAGGAGAAAAAUUUCUUGCUAGCAAAAAACUACAGGAAGAUGUGUUUGGAAUUAAAAGUCUGCUUGAUAAGGAUGAGUUUGAAAAGGUGUACCGUGCCACAGGGAUAGACGUGGAUGGUCGGCUGGAGUUUAUGAAAAAGAUGUAUGGUCAUAGAGAGAGGUCGCUGAUGAAAUUCAUCACUUUUGUCAAGUGUAUUGAUGGCUUUAAUGAUCUAAGCAUGAAUGACAAAAUCAACCUUUUCAAAUAUGGAGAGCACGAGUACUGGAUUCUCGGACAUUAUACACACUACCGCCCUGACUUACAGGCAACCAUAGGAAUUGAAAUUCAGAUGUCACUGGAUACAUCCGAAAAGAUAUUUGGACAAUGUCUAUCAAAAGAACUGUUGAAAAUGUUCUCCAUGUUAAAAGAUAUGGACUUGACAUAUCAAGAGGUCAUCAUCUUAAGGGGAAUUGUGUUGUUCUCAAGAGAUCGCUGUGCAUUUGAAGCUGCCGGUAUAGUGGAAUCAGUUCAGUGGAAGUUGAUCCAGUGCCUACAAUACCUUGUGGAGCUCUUACAUCCCGACCAACCAAGAAAAUUCUCUCAGUGCCUGCAACUUCUUGUGAACUUAAGAAACCUUAGUGAGCAACAUCACAAGAACAGAAAAGAGCCGUAUGAAGACUACGCUCUGGACAUUUUGAAGAGCUAUCCUCUUAUUUGUGAAGCACUAGGAGAAUCCAUGACAUCUCUAAAGACAUGACAACUGCUGUCAAUCUUUUUAUCUGCUUUAGGAUGUGAUGAGGAUUUAGUGUCAUCUCCAGUUUAUUUUUUUUUGUGUGUGUGGGAUACAUUGUAUUUAUAUCUAAAGCGGAAUUUGAAUAUCUGCAAAGUCAAUUGUUUUCUUAGAAAGAUAAAUCUCCAUGUGCACGAAACAUGACAAGUGUUAUAUAUAUAUAUAUAUAUAUAUAUAUAUAUAUAUAUAUAUAUAUAUAUAUAUUGAUAUAUAUAUAUAUAUAUAUAUAUAUAUAUAUAUAUAUAUAUAUUGAUAUAUAUAUAUAAUAUCUACUCAUAUAUAUAUAUUGAUAUAUAUAUAUAUAUAUAUAUAUAUAUAAAUAUAUAUAUUGCCUGAGCAUUUUAAAAAGGUUCAGGUGAGUUUUUCAUAUCUGCAAUUGUCUGAUGUCUUUUCGUUGUUAACUUUUCACAUUUUCAUUUUCUUCUUCAAAACCACUUGGCCAAUUUCAAUCAAACUUGGUACGACUCGUUCUUGGGUAACGGGGAUUUUAAUUUCUUUAAUUGAAGGGCCAUGCUCUCCUUCGAAGGGGAGAUAAUUAAGAAAAGGAAAAAAUAGGGUGGGCUCAUUUAAAAAACCUCUAGGCCAGAGUAGAUUGAAGUUUUUUCAAUUCAUGGUCCUUGGAUGUAGGUAGGGGCCACAAUAUUGGUAAUCAAAGUUUUGCAUGCAAAUAUAUAGGGAGAAUCUUUAAAAAUCUUCUCAAGAAGCACUGGGCCAGAAAAGUGGAAAUUUACAUGAGGCCAUGGGCCUCUUGUUUUGACUAUCCUUGCAGCUCUUGAUUUGAAAAUUUAUACAUGAACUUUUUUAAAUGGGUUACUUAGGGAUUUCUUGAUCUAUUUUUAAAAGAGUUAUGGACCUUAAACUUAGCAGAUAGUUUUCAAGACUUUUUGUGACUAUCCCUGCAGCUAUAGAUUUGAAAAAACAUACAUGUAUAUGAACAUAUAUAUAAAUGAUUUCUUGGGAUUUCUUGACCUAUUUUUAAAAGAGAUAUGGACCUUGAACUUGGCAAAGAGCAAGGUACAUUAAGGCCCAAAUUUCGCCACAAAAUUAGGAUAAAUUUAAAAUGUGGUUUCACUUGGUUUAAUCAUUGUGAUUAUGCACUAGGGCAUUGACCCUGAUGGUAUAUGUGGAAAUUAGUGACGUAAUAUGUUCUGUGACGUCAUUUUCCUUACCUCCGAUUGACAUGAUUUACCGAAAUCGCCGAAAUUAGCCGUUUUUAUGCCUUUGAAACCAUUUUUAAGAUCGAGCACAUGCAACAACCACAAAGAUGUUUUGUGUACAAAUCAAUCAUGUUGAAAGUCAGUAAUGAGCAAAAUUUCGACUUGGUUGGUAAAUGAGCAGACUAUUAAAUUUAACGUUUAACCAUUUCCCGCGUUCAUCUGUAAUACAAAUUUCAACGUUAAUGGUGUUCAUAUAUACAAGUUCAAUGAAUAAAUAAUAUGCAUAUGUACGGCAUAUUAAAUUUUAUAAAAGACUCUACGUAGUUUGCAUUGAAGAAGAUAGUGUGUAAUCAGAGAAUUAGAAUCUUCGACACAAAUAUUUCCGAUUCCAAUUUUACUCAUUUUAUGUUUGAUAUAAAUAUGCAAUGAUAUCAACGCAAUUAAUGUCACACAUGGCAAAGUUCAAUCACAUAUUCUUUUUAUCAUAGAUAGUUUAUGAUAUGAAUUAUCCCUCUAAAUUGGUGUGCAUAUACUGUGCCGGCUACAAUGCGUAUCUAAAUACAUGUCUAAAUAUGCCUUGCGAAUCAUAAUAUUCUAACCUACAGGUAGGCUAAUUAUAACUUAUUGGGUAUGUUGCAUGUGUAAUUUCAAUUGCUAUUCUAAUAUUGUAUUAAGCAAUAUGUCAGACACGUCUAAUGAUUGUCCAUCUGAAUAAAAAACCCACUCAUGAUACAUAAUAUGUAUGUUAUUAAGUAAGACUUUUAUUAUGGCUUUGAUCUGGCUUUUUAAAAAAAAUGCUCGUCUGCAACCGAAUGCAAUCUUUGUUUAUAAAAUAAAAAGUUUAAUAAUAUCGAAAAUGAAAAUGUGAUAGCUUAAUCGGUACCUUCAUACAAUGUAUCAGAGUAUGAUAGUGUGAUAGUUCGAAUGCAAAAUUCGGUUAUAUUUUCCCCUUAAAAUUGAAUUAGUAGCAAGUCAAACACAGGCUUUAAAUAUAUACACUUGAAAAUCAAUUCAUUACAAUAUAUUGUUCAUUAUUUACAUGCUGCAGUACCUGUAGUUUUAUGACAUGCAUGUUUCCUACAAAACAAUUCCAACUUCAUCGAUCUGUCGUUUAUAUUUCAAAAUUGUCGAACUCAUUUAGGAGAAGUUACUCCAUGAUAUAUAUGGUAAUGAAAUAUUUGCAUCUACCCUGCUAUAAGAGUGAUUGUUGGUAGUUGAUAGAUGAACGAUGUGGUAUCUAGAUAUCUAAAUUAUUAUUCAUUUGUAAGCUAAAAGAUAUAGUAUAUGCUUGUAUUGUGUGUUCCAAGAAGACAAAACCCGGUGAACCCCGAUCAUUACAUGUAGAAAAUAGAUUAAAAAAAACAUUUCUUAAGAAAACAUUUUAGUAGAAACAAACGACUAUGACUGCAUUUGCAAUCAAUGUCAACAGAUCUACAACUCUAAUAGUUUCAUGCUUAAAUUUUUGCAAGCAUUCAGUACUACCAUAAGGGGGGGGGGGGGGGAUGUAAAUCAAAAUUCGCCUGUAAAAUUUAUGGAAAAACUACAUUCUCAAAACAAAAGAAUGUGUGGGCCAAAUUCCCCUGUUGCUAAGUCGCUGUAAUAAUUAUAUGCUUAUAGAAUCACCUUACAUUUGUCGAUAACUGACGCACGUGUUCUGUGACAUAGUCUUAUUUAAAAAUACAUGAUAGCUAGUCAUUGGUUACUAUUUUCAUCGUGGAAAUAGUGUUGAAGUAUUAGAACACGACAUUCGGUCACAUUGUCGUGUGUUGAAUUUUUUAAAAAAAAAAUUUCAAGUUCGUUUUAUAUUUCUUUUCACAUAUAUUCUUAAUGAAUUUCAUGUUCUUUUUACUACAUGUACAAUCCAAUGUAGCAUUGGUUAGUGUGUGUUCCUUCGCUGAAAACAUUUAGUGCGCUUGAAAAAAAGAACAAAGUGUACAUAUACACACACGAAUAACUUAAGGUAACCACGCACUACAUACAUAUAUGAUAUUCAAUUAAUUUAGAUUAAAACAAUGCAAAUUGGAUGCAAAUGUAAAUGCAAUGUUAAAAUUGAAUGAAUAUAUAUGGGUUGCUCUACAAUUCUUAGAUACAAUUACAGCAAUCGUCCUUCAAGUCACAGCAUCCGCCGCAUCGAAUCAUCUACAAUUGAUUAAAACUUUCGGUAAAAAUCAAUUAAACUUUUCAAAUAAAAAUUAUAGUGCACAUUUGUUUAAUAAAACUUUGAGCAUAUGGCGACAUAAAUUGGAUUAUUUUCAUAUUGAGUUCAUGACAUAGCUUUUUUGUUCAUGACGUCGCAUAAAGUAACGUCAAAAUGGCACAACGUUAUCGUAAACUGCUGUAUUUACACAUGUAUUAUGCACAAGUAAAGCUUUUUACGAAGACAUCAUAACCAUUUUAUGGAAGUAUACACCAUAUGAAAGAAUUUUGAGGAAUAUCAUAUAAUUUGGGGGCGGGGCCAAAUUUGGUUGCAAACGUACCUUGUCCUUUCAGGGAUUUGACAGUUUUCCAGACUUUUUUGGUUAUCCCUACAGCUACUGAUUUGAAAAUUUAUACAUGAACUUAUAUCAAUGUUAAGGUUAGAUUGUUGACCUCUUUUUAAAGAGCUGUGGACCUUGAACUUAGCAAAUUUCGUAUAUUUGACAAUUUUCCAGACUCUUUUGGACUGAUUAUAAUCCCUGUAUCUGUAUACACAAUAACUUAUUUGAAUGGGUUACAGAUCAAGGUUUAUUUUGAGCUUUGAUUUGUUGACCAUUUUAGAGAAAAUUAUGAACCUUGAUGCCACAAAGCAGGGCCCUGUUGUGAUGCUUGCCAUCACAAUGGUAUCUAGUAUUAUCAUUGUUUGGAAAAAUAAGAAGAGUUUAGAGGUUAAAAACAUGAGUUACUUUUCUUUAUCUAUGUCUUACAAUGCAUGUUCAAGUCAUCCUUUACACUUCAUUGUAGAACAUCAGUGAUUACUGCAGUAACAAUUACCUGUACAGAGGUGUUCCUAGGUUUGCUGUGAAAACAGCUAAAUUAACAAAGGUUUCAAAUUAAUACAUAAAACAAGAGAGUUAAUCAAAUUCUUUAAUAAACCCCUCCCCCAUUUCUUUAAGAGAAAUAAUACCUUUUAAGCAUUAUUUUGACAUUAUUAGCGAGAGUGAUGAGGUCGCUAAAAUUUAUUAUCGCUUUAUUCCAUAUCAGAGGUAACACAGUGUAGCUACCUUUCCUGGAAGAUUAAAGUGGCUAAAAUUAGCGCUGUCUAUAUAUAUACAUACAUCCAUAAAUAGUGGCCGAAUGGUUAGAGCAUCACGCUCAAAAUCACACGGCCUCUCACCUCUGGUCGGCGCGGGUUCGAAUCCCGCUUACGCCGGUAAGUGAGAAAGUUUCCCAGUUUACUUUCGGAAGGUCGGUGGUCUCUUCUCAGGUACAUUGUAUCUGGGUUUAUUCUUCCACCAAUAAAAACUGGGCGCCACCAGAUAACUUAAAAAUUGUUGAUGUUGAGUGUGAUGGAAAACAACAACAUACAUACAUACAUAUAUAUAUAUAGAUAGAUAAUAUCUAUAUACCCAUUUUUAUAGAAAAAUCGCAUCAUUUGUGUCUCGCUAAGAAUUCCACUUAUAAGGUAUAAUAGCAAAAAAGACCUCAAAAUAUUCCUUUUUCACUUCAGUUCUGGAGUGUUUAGAGCGGACCUUGAUGACACAUUACAGUGUAUAUUUUAGAGCGGACCUUGAUGACACAUUACAGUGUAUAUUUUAGAGCGGACCUUGAUGACACAUUACAGUGUAUAUUUUAGAGCGGACCUUGAUGGCACAUUACAGUGUAUAUUUUAGAGCGGACCUUGAUGACACAGUACAGUGUAUAUUUUAAAGGAAGAGGGAUGUGGAUUAGACCAUUUUCAAAGUUGAUUGAGAUUUAUUUUGACUACUUCCUAAUACUAUAUAUAUUUUAUAUGAAAACAUUCAUUGUGUAAAACCAUUAUAAUAUUACUAAUAAACACUUCAUCACUUGUAAUUGCAUACAAAUUAAUAUUUCUCGAAUUGUCUCACGAUGGGUCUACACGAGCCCAUCAUUAAGAUGUAAAUUUGGAUAUUUCAGUUCAUUGAAUAAAGAAUUAUAAAUCAAAUGUAAAAUAAAAUGCACUGAGGAAUGAAUGACUAAUAAUAUUUGAGGAAGGGGAUUCCUGAUCACAAACCAUUUUACAUGGUCAGUUCAUGCUUUAACAGUGUGUUGAUCCAGUAGUACAAAGAUGCACUAAAUGGUCAUGGUGUUCUGAAACCAUUAUAAAUGCAUAAUAAUUUGAAAUUUAAAAAUUCUGGAAAGAGUGGUUUUGGUACAGUACAUAUCCAUUAUGCUGCACAUAAAUGCCAAUCAUCACACCACACCACCCACCCACCCCCACCCACCCGGAAAAAAACCCAACUAACUAUGGAUAUGAGCAUUGGCAGCUAGCUAUCGCACUGAUAGUUCCUCAGAUUUGUGAACCCUAAGAUCACCUGUAUCAUCAAUGAUAGUUUUGAAUGUGUUAAUUGAGGACUCGUUUGAUGUUUUUCCUGCCCAUUUCACAUUUGUGUCAUUUUGUUCUUGUUCUCCAUUAAAAAUUUAGAAAUCCAUUCCAUUGACAAUGGAACACACUUGUUUUACAAUCCAGUUUUGUCAUUUUAUUGAAUCUUUUCUUACUAAAUGCCAAGAGAAUAACUCUAUUGUACAUGUAUAUGAUUGCAUUUUUGUUUGUACCUGUAAAUUUUGAUAAUAAUGAUAACAAAUAAUAACUCUUUUUUUAAUUGUUGAUAGUCUCAUGAUUACUGUUUACAUUCCAAACAUUUUGAUUUGUAUUUAAAUAUUGGUAAUAGAAACCAGUGUAAAUGAAGAUUGCAUCACAUACAAUAUCCAUGUGUAGAUUUAUUGACCUAUGGUUCACAUGAGUUUGUGUCAUACAUGAUUAUAGACAUGUGACAUAAUUAAAGCCCAGUCAUAUGACUACAAGGAUGUAUUUUUUAAGGUCACAUAUAUUCUUAUCAUAAUGAUUAUCUGUCCGGUAUAUACACUUCUAAGUGUCAUCUGUCUGUCUGUAAACAUUUCACAUUUUAAACUUCUCAAGAAUCACUUGACUGGCAAUUUUAACCGAACUCUGACAAAAACAUCCUUGGGUAAAGAAAUUUUAUGUGUAAACUUUUCACAUUUUCAACUUCUCAAAAAUCACUUGACCAAUUUUAACCAAACUCUGACAAAAACAUCCUUGGGUAUUUUUGUGUUUGACUAAAGGCCAUAUCCUUACCCAAGGGAAAUAAUUAAGGAAAAGGAUGGUAUACCAUUAGACCAAAAAAGCCAAAAUUUGCAUGAAAACUUCCUUGUAUUUAUAAGCAAGUGAAAACAAUGAAUCUAGACAGUUUUGGGCAACAGGAAUAUAAGCUUUUAAAACUAUUUACCAUGCAGUUUACAUUUUGUCAAAUUUGCAAGCAUCCUUAUGAAGUAUUUAUUCCAUGAUCAGUGGACAAUGGCUUCUGAUAUGCAACUCUUCCUUGGUUUGAUUUACUAUUAAAUUCUGGCAUUAUUCGUAGAGAUUUGAUUGACGGCAUUGCUGAUGUCAUCUGCAGUUAUUAUUUUCUGAAUGCUUCUGGACUACACGUUUCCUGCAACUAAAAAGCUAUGUAAACAAUGUUCAGAACACUAAAUUGCUAAUCAAACAUCAAAAUGGGAAUUACGCACUUGUAUUAAUUUUCCACUUGCAGCCUUGUAUAACACAUAUCUGUAUGAAUGGAUUGAUCAUUGUGUUCAGAAUUGCUUCUAUCUGUGUGCACUCAAUGCUCUUCAAAUUAUCUGUAUAAAUCCUGUGCUUGAUUUUGCAAAAUUGUGAUGUACAGUAAUGUAAAUGCUUUUGCAUUCAAAUUUGACUAAAUCAUAAGUUGCUAAAACAAUGAAAUAGUAUGAUAGGACACAAAGGGUUGGGUAAGGAGAACAGGUAGCAUAGAUUUUUUCCAUUGUCACAAACCACACCUAUUGUCUCUGUUUGCACUACAUCAUAGCAGUGGUCAUAUGAUUAAGAAAACACUCGACUUCAUGAAUAUUUAUGUUUAUAUAUCAACCAAUCUGGGGGCUAUUACUUGACUUGUUUCUAAAAGAGUGAUCUGUAAGCUUUUUUGUCUGUUAUUAUUCGUAAACAAAUGCUACACAUUUUAUCUGUGGGUGCAGCAAUUAAAAUAUCAAAAUCUGUUAUCGUGACUGUGAUUGGUCAAGAACAGAUUGUAUAAUUUCAUAAAUAUUCACAAAAAUCAAGGGUUUUUGUUCCUAUCUUGAGUUCAUAACCUCAUGGCAGAGUGAUGAUGACUAGUAAUUGCCCAGGUGAGCUAUGUUGCACUUGGACCUCUUGUUAUGACAAUAAAACAUUUUGAAGUAG
Ostrea edulis (European flat oyster) is the source of this 10336-nucleotide messenger RNA. RefSeq names its product retinoic acid receptor RXR-gamma-B-like. Bases 1139 to 2773 code for a protein of 544 amino acids. Lineage: Eukaryota; Metazoa; Mollusca; Bivalvia; Ostreida; Ostreidae. Gene Ontology annotation, molecular function: zinc ion binding; DNA-binding transcription factor activity; sequence-specific DNA binding. The record is from RefSeq and is a predicted model, not a curated record. Gene Ontology annotation, biological process: regulation of DNA-templated transcription. The transcript has 8 exons.